CAACAGCUGGUCAUAGCGCUCGCUUAGACUAGCUUCGCACCCAUCACUCGAAAUCGUCUGUCCACCAGCGAACUUCUGCCCUCAUCGACCCUCAACCACAACUCUUAGCAUCCCCGAGUCUUUCGCAAACCGUCAAGAUGCUUAUUCCCAAGGCCGACCGCAAGAAGAUUCACGAGUACCUCUUCCGAGAGGGAGUUCUGGUUGCUAAGAAGGACUUCAACCUUCCCAAGCACGGCGAGAUCGACACCAAGAACCUUUACGUUGUCAAGGCUUGCCAGUCUUUGACCUCGCGCGGUUACCUCAAGACCCGCUUCUCCUGGCAAUGGUACUACUACACCCUCACCCCUGAGGGUCUCGACUACCUCCGUGAAUGGCUCCACCUCCCCGCCGAGAUCGUUCCCCAGACCCACAUCAAGCAGCAGCGCUCUGCUCCUCCCCGGGGUAUGCUCGGCGGCGGCGACGACCGUGAGCGCCGUGGUGGCGGCCGUGGUGGACGUGGCGGUGACCGUGGUGGUGACCGUGACGGCUACCGCCGCCGUGACGCUGGCGAGAAGGCUGAGGGUGCUGCCCCUGGCGAGUUCAAGCCCGAGUUCCGUGGUGGCUUCGGCCGGGGACGCGGCGCUGCUCCUGCUUCGUAAGCAGUUGAGGGCUUUCUGGAGUAAGGCUAGAUACGGUUUCAUCUUCAUGUCGGGCUUUACUGCAUUACAAAAUGGGUUCGGAUACGGCGAAAUGACCGGAUGAUACUACGAAUGGAUCGCUUGUCUAAGUUGCGAUGAUGCAGUCUUGGACGACCAUGUCCUCAAUGAUACCCCAUAACCUUCAGU
Messenger RNA from Alternaria rosae, 824 nucleotides. Its product is annotated as Plectin/S10 domain-containing protein. Gene Ontology annotation, cellular component: cytosolic small ribosomal subunit. The coding region runs from base 138 to 638 and encodes 166 amino acids. Gene Ontology annotation, molecular function: structural constituent of ribosome; RNA binding. The record is from RefSeq and is a predicted model, not a curated record. The transcript has 4 exons. NCBI's taxonomy places the organism in Eukaryota, Fungi, Ascomycota, Dothideomycetes, Pleosporales, Pleosporaceae.